AUGUCUGGCAGCACCGCCAACCGCAUCAAGGAGAGCGCUCGCUCUGCAGCCACCAAGGUGGAAGAGGCUGCUCAGGAAGCUGUCCAUAACCCCGUCCAGGCCAAGAACGACAUCCUCCAUUUACCCAUCACCCAAGCCGCCCUUCCUUUCGUCAAUGGAGGGCUGGCAGGCAUGUUUGCAACCGCCUGCAUCCAGCCCAUAGACAUGGUCAAAGUGCGCCUGCAACUGGCAGGUGAAGGGAUAAAAGCAGGUCCCAGGCCAUCGGCCUUGGGCAUCACUAGGGAUAUCAUCGCCCAGGGAAAGGUGCUCGACCUGUAUACCGGUCUCUCAGCGGGGCUGUUGAGACAGGCCGUCUACACCACCGCGAGGUUGGGCUUCUUCGACACUUUCCAGACCACCUUGCAGGCGAGGGCCGAAAAGAAUGGCACCAAAAUCGGGUUUGCAGAGCGAGGGGCUGCCGGUCUGGCCGCGGGCGGGUUGGCCGCCGUGGUGGGAAACCCGGCAGACCUGGCUCUCAUUCGCAUGCAGUCAGAUGGCCUCAAACCAAAGGAAGCCAGGGCCAACUAUCGUUCAGUCUUUGACGCUCUCACCCGGAUCGCCAAAAACGAGGGCAUCGCCGCGCUGUGGGCGGGCGCCUACCCCACCGUCAUUCGUGCCAUGGCCCUCAACUUUGGCCAACUCACCUUCUUUGCCGAAUCCAAGGCCCAAUUGAAAACUCAUGCGCCAAACCUGUCGGAGAGCGCCAAUCGCUUCGGCGCCUCUGCAAUUGCCGGGUUUUUUGCCUCUUUCUUUAGCCUGCCUUUCGACUUCAUCAAGACUCGAUUGCAGAAGCAACACAAAGGUCCGGAUGGAAAAUUGCCGUACAGUGGAUUUCUGGACUGUGCCAGAAAAGUCGUCCGUGAUGAGGGCCCGCUAAGAUUCUAUCGUGGGUUUGGCACCUAUUAUGUCAGAAUUGCACCGCAUGCAAUGAUCACUCUCAUCGUGGCCGAUUAUUUGAAGUUGAUUACGUCUUGA
Molecule: messenger RNA, 1014 nt
Organism: Capronia epimyces CBS 606.96
Lineage: Eukaryota; Fungi; Ascomycota; Eurotiomycetes; Chaetothyriales; Herpotrichiellaceae
Exons: 2
Coding region: 1-1014 (337 amino acids)
Biological process (GO): transmembrane transport
Molecular function (GO): oxoglutarate:malate antiporter activity
Source: RefSeq, a predicted model, not a curated record